Syngnathus typhle (broad-nosed pipefish) is the source of this 3181-nucleotide messenger RNA. RefSeq names its product MCL1 apoptosis regulator, BCL2 family member b (gene mcl1b). Gene Ontology annotation, biological process: release of cytochrome c from mitochondria; mitochondrial fusion; extrinsic apoptotic signaling pathway in absence of ligand. Gene Ontology annotation, cellular component: mitochondrial outer membrane. The record is from RefSeq and is a predicted model, not a curated record. Lineage: Eukaryota; Metazoa; Chordata; Actinopteri; Syngnathiformes; Syngnathidae. Bases 145 to 951 code for a protein of 268 amino acids. Gene Ontology annotation, molecular function: protein heterodimerization activity; channel activity; protein homodimerization activity. The transcript has 3 exons.
AUUGGCUCACUCCACCUUUUGCCUGUGGACAUCUAGGCAGAUAUGGCAGAGUAACUAGAAGUAAUACUAGCUUUUGUUCAACUAAGUGACUUUUUUUUCCCCGCACUUAACGCGAGAAACCAAGAAGAAAGAGCAACCUUCAAGAUGAAUGUGAUGCAGACCACGAGAAAAGUUAUGAGUUGCAUGUUUCCACAAAAUGGAGCCGUGGACGGCUCGGUGCACUGCGGCUCUCCCCCCGUUGCCACUGCUACUGCGGCGACCUUGGACCCAGUAAACGGCAACAACGCGGCCGCUAAGCAGCGACCGAGCGCCCUAGAACUAGUCUCUAAGGGCACCUUCGCCGCCAUGAACCACCACAACCACAGCAGCGACGCUUCACCGCCGGAUUCGCCUGACUCCCAGGAGCCUCCCAACGGCAACUACCGCGAAGACGCGAUGGACUCCGAGACUAAGACCCUCAUUAGCCGCUUCCUUACAGACUUUACCGGCCUGUCAAAGGCUCGUUGGAACGAAAGCAAAGCGCAUUCUACCAUGAAAAGAGUCGUGGCGAGCGUUUUGGAAAAGCACAAGUACAAAUACAAUGGUAUCGUCAACAAAUUGUCUCUGGACGACCGAGGGGACGAUGUGGGUUUUGUCAGCGAGGUGGCCAAGAGCCUGUUUUCGGACGGAACCACCAACUGGGGUCGUGUGGCCAGCCUGGUGGCCUUUGGAGCCGCCGUGUCCCAGUACCUGAAGGAAAAGGGCCAGGCCCACUGUGUGGAGGCCGUGGCCGAGGAGAUCUCUUCGUAUCUUCUGUCGCACCAGCGCAACUGGCUGGUGAAUAACAACGCUUGGGAUGGCUUUGUGGAAUUCUUCCGGGAAGCCGAUCCUGAGUCAACAUUGAGGAACACUUUAAUGGCAUUUGCUGGAGUGGCUGGCAUCGGUGCCACAUUGGCCCUGUUGAUCAGGUGAAUUUCUUGGACUCUAAAAAAAAAAAAGACUGUCUUUUGAAACAACAUUGACGGUGGAACACGUACAAGCAACGUCCACGUUCCCCUUGGACACGAAAAGAUGGGAAUUAAGUCGCCGUUUAUGGCAGCUGCGCGGUCCGACCUACGAUUUAGUCUUUUCACCGUUUGCUGUUCAACGAGUUGAAUUCAUCUAGCAAAUAUUUAAUUUACAAAGGAAUUUAUUUUUCUAAUAGAUGUAAAAAUAUAUUUCACGCAAACGUUUGAUUUUUUUUUUGCUUGUGUUUUUGUUUUUGGAUUGAGUUAAAUUUGCGGGUUGAAGAUGUUUUAACUGCACCGGCAUAGUUGUAAGAAUUUGUAGCAGAAAGCACCCGCCGCAUCUUCCGUGCACGGCAAAACGACGAUGAAACUCAUUUUCAUAAGGCUCAUUCCGGAACAAGCCAGCAUUGUGAGUGGAGCUCGGAACAUUUGCAUCGGUGUCGCUCGGCGGGUUCCCCUCAUGUCAGAUCAGCGCCAAGAACUUUCAGAAGUACGGUGCCCUGGAAGCUUUUGAGUCUCGUGCAAGAACAUUGUUAAGGACUGAGUUCAAAGAGCGUUAACAAAAACAAACUCUUGAAGAAGACGAUGAGUCUUGGGCAAUGGCGCUGGCCUGUAAGCCACCAGGAGAAUGUGGAGAUGGAAAAGUUGGUUUAGUUAAUAAAAAAAAAAAAAAAAGGAACAUGAAAUGCUUUUGUUGAUUCUGUCUUUCUGUUUGAGGACUUUUUGUAAAUGAAGAAGACGUUUUUUUUUUUUUUGUUUCACCCACGAACCACUUCCGCUCUACUUCCCAUUUAUCACCACAGCACAGUUUCUUAGAAAUAACCCUCCCCCGCCCGCCCGCACCCCAUAUAAGUUAGGAUUAUACAACGGCUCCAUUAGACCCGACAAUGCGGCCAAUAUAUCUGCCCAGGAGCGUCGCCGUGUUUGUUCAAAUCCUCACGGUUGUCCUGGGUUGCAACCUAAGUAGAAGGAAGUCUGUGUUCUCCAUGGUGAUGAUCAGUGAUGUCUGUUUGCGACACCUGGGAGCAAAAAUAAUGUCAGUUUGAAGCUCUGGCAAUGACCUUGAUUGGUUUAAAUAUGAAUCCUUGAGUUAGCCUUGGAUUCCUGAUGAAAGCAGCUUCCUCAUUAACGUCAAAAUAUUUCGUCAGCCACCAAGGCAACAGAAAGACUUGUUUGACAUAGAUUGUAAUUUUACCAUAAUAAAAUCUCGUGAUCCUUUGACUUAAUUUCCAAAGACUUAUCCUGAGACUUUUUGAAAAACAUGUUGGUAUUCUUUAAUUAUUGUCAGCUGUUUAACUUAACUUAGGCAUGGUUAACAAUAAUCUUGUGAUACUUUGGACAUUUCGAGAUUUAACAUUAACGAGUUUGCCAGACUUGGACAUACUUUGCGAGACUAUGACGCAUUUUGUUACCUUUUCAGAUUACAACAUACCUUUUAGAAAAUGUAAAAUUUCCUACAUUGUGACAUUUUGUUCGACUUUCUUGCGAGAUUCGAAAAUUCUCCCGAGAGUUUCGCAAGACUUGGACAAUCUCAAUCUUGUGACCAAUGCUUCCUUAUCUUCCCUUUAACGUAGGCUGUGAUAGUCAGUGGAAACCGGAAGUGACUCGUAUCAAUACCGUGCGUGGUAUUAAAGUACUUCUGUAGAAAAAAGUCACCAUCUCAGACGUGACCGUCUGAACAAGGAGACUUUGUGGAGUGACGACAUUCCACAGCUUCCGUGACGUAUCUCUGAAAUGCACAAAUGACGAUGAUUACCAUGACGUGAACUUCUUCCCUGUUGUAACCGGCCUUGAGCUGUUCUACGUUGAGGAUGUUAGCGAGACUCCGCAACCAAAUCCAAAUUUGAAUGUAGCCUUUGCCAAUGAUUCCUCAUGUACCAUUUUAGUGUGGAAGGCAAAGUUUGAGCUAAAUUUGCCAUUUUUCUUAGAAUUGUAUGAAAGAGGUUAACAAGAUAAAUGACAAGUGAAUUAUUUGUCAAUUCCUCAUUUCUUUAAUUCUUAUAAAUGUUGAGCUCUGAAAAGAUUGCUAUGCUAGCUAGCGUAAGCUAGCAUUUUGGCAGAGUAGCGUAAGCUAGCGUUUUGGCAGAGUAGCGUAAGCUAGCAUUUUGGCAGCGGUCCAUUGUUUACCAUUGAUUCUAAGACCGCAUUGUAUUAUUUGUAAUGGAAGUAUCAAAAAUAAAAAUUAUUUUAACUUC